Messenger RNA from Sycon ciliatum, 1581 nucleotides. Its product is annotated as DNA-directed RNA polymerase I subunit RPA49-like. Lineage: Eukaryota; Metazoa; Porifera; Calcarea; Leucosolenida; Sycettidae. Gene Ontology annotation, molecular function: DNA binding. Gene Ontology annotation, cellular component: RNA polymerase I complex. The record is from RefSeq and is a predicted model, not a curated record. The coding region runs from base 128 to 1384 and encodes 418 amino acids. The transcript is spliced from 13 exons. Gene Ontology annotation, biological process: DNA-templated transcription; transcription elongation by RNA polymerase I; RNA polymerase I preinitiation complex assembly.
UUGAAACAAUAAAAUUUGUGCGAUAUCGAUAGUGUAUCAAUGAAAGCAAGAGUUUAUGAACUCUUGAUGAAAGUAAUUACUGAAGACAAGACCAGCUUUGAGAGUACUGACGCCCAAUGGACUUAGGAUGGCUGCGAUACUGAAAUAUGAGCCCUCCGAAGAGCAGCACGAUGUUGUCCCUAUUGCUCACUUUGGGCACGGACACCUCAAAAAGCCGGACGAUGAGCGGAUAAAGUUUUACAUGUAUGGCAGCACGAAGAAGGAUGUACGUCGUGGCAACCAUCGUCUCCUGGUUGCAGAGACCAGUGAACAGAGCUACGUGGGAAAGAACUUUGGUCCAGAGGCGUCUCACAAGCCACUUUGCAAGCACUACGUUGGUGUACUGGACAAGCGCAGUUAUGUCAUGACCAUACAUGAAGCCGAGCUGUUCAACCUCAAGCCGACCGUCGUGACAUCAACAACCACCGCAGAAGAGCGUGAUGAUGAUGUGGAAACGCCUGAGGACUCCUACAUUCAGAAGUUCUCGGAUAUGGUGAAGGCGUUCGGUACAUCUCGGCAGAAGCGCUCGCUGGCAGCACAAGAGCUUAGCCGAUCCUCUCUGCAGAAUGCCGGUGUGGCCAUGGCGUCUACCAUGGAGCAGCUAGCCACGGAUGAUCCGUCUCUUGCAGUGCCAGCUGCACCCGUCGCUAACAUACCUCCAUUUGAUAUCGAUGCAACGGAGCCUGCAGAUGCCUACAAGAUUGGUUCAAUUAUAACACCGACAGAAGAGGACUGCCUCCGCGGCUACCAGAAGUGCUUUGCGCAAGCAGACAAGGAGACAAUCGAUCAGUGGCGAGAAGGCUCGAGGUAUGGCGAAUAUAUUAUGCGGCACGUUGCUCAUCUUCCCAGCUAUGACGAGGAGAGAAAUCGCUUGUCUCGCCUUCUGCUAUACCUGAGCGCCCUGAUUCAAUUGUACAACGUGCCACCGAAAGUAGCUGCUAGGAAAGGCGUUGUAUUGUCGGACAUUCCGAGCAUACUGCAAUCCCGGCUCUACAGCCUCUUCACGGUUGAGUCGGAGAUUUCCGGCAAGAAGAGGUACACAGUGCCUGGUCGACUACGAGAUCGACUCGUUGCCUACAUAUUUGUAGUGGCACUACACGUCGAGAAUUUCGACUUUGAUGCCGCUCUCCUGAUCAGAGAUUUGUCCCUCACGCCAUCAAGAGCAGCGGAAUACUUCCGUUCUAUUGGCUGCUCUGUCAUCACUAAUGGGUCUCGCAAGCGCAAGAGUAUGCAGGACAGUGAUUCGCCAGGUGCUGAUGGCCUGGAGCCAGAGGCCAGUAUUCGUGUUCGACUCAAGAUACCCUUGACAUUCCCAGGCAAGAAGCGCGGCAGGUCUCGCCACUAGUGGCUUGUGUCCUGUUUGAACCAAUAUGGCUGGAAGACAUUCUCAACUGUGGUUGUGUGCCUUUGUCUCACUCCAGGUCUUUUUUUUAUAGAGCUUGUACUCAUGUACUCAGAGCUUAUUUCCCAACGUCCAACUUUCUUUUGUUGGCUGACGGAACCAGCCUACCGUGUCUAUAUAAUAAACUGUACAUGAAAUUA